Messenger RNA from Uloborus diversus, 2200 nucleotides. Its product is annotated as leukotriene A-4 hydrolase-like. Gene Ontology annotation, molecular function: metallopeptidase activity; zinc ion binding; epoxide hydrolase activity. Lineage: Eukaryota; Metazoa; Arthropoda; Arachnida; Araneae; Uloboridae. The record is from RefSeq and is a predicted model, not a curated record. Gene Ontology annotation, biological process: peptide catabolic process; proteolysis. Gene Ontology annotation, cellular component: cytosol. The transcript is spliced from 17 exons. Bases 109 to 1959 code for a protein of 616 amino acids.
UUCACAUGUGACUUCACUGACAGAUUUAAAAAUAUCUGUUCUAAUGUUUUGAUUGUACUACAUCCUUUUAAAUUUUUUCUUUAAAUACUUGGUUAAAGUACUUUCAGGAUGAGUUUAAGUAAAAAUGAUCCGAAUUCGUUUUCAAACCCUGAAGAAUGCACUGUUUCUCACAUUGAUUUGAGAUUAGAAGUUGAUUUUAAAAAACAUAUAUUAAAAGGCUGUGUAAACUUAUCAGUCGAAAGGAAUACGAAUGCUUCACUGGUUCUUGAUACCAGAGAUUUGACUAUUUUAAAUGUAUAUGAUGGCGAUACAUUGCAGAAACUCGGAUACAGCCUAGGUAAUCCAGUGACAUUUUAUGGAAGUAAAUUGGAAAUAAAUUUGACCUCUCAAGCAGAUUCUAAAAAAUGCAGAGUAUGCAUUGAUUAUGAAACGUCACCUAAAUGUAGUGCCCUUCAGUGGCUUAAACCUAAUCAAACAUCUGGGAAAAAACAUCCUUAUCUGUUUAGCCAGUGUCAACCGAUUCAUGCUCGUUCUAUGCUACCUUGUCAAGAUACUCCAGGCAUAAAAACUCCGUACAAUGCAGUGGUCACUGCUCCUAGCGAAUUGACUGUUUUAAUGAGUGCUGUAAAAGUGAGUGAAGAUUUAGAUGAGAGUAAAUUGAUUAAAAGUCAUACAUUUAAACAGAAGGUUCCCAUUCCAAGCUAUUUAAUUGCCAUUGUUGUUGGAGCCUUAGAAAAAAGAAAAAUAGGUCCUCGCUCUCAUAUUUGGUCUGAAAAAGAGUAUGUAGAUAAAGCUGCUGAAGAAUUUUCUGAGACGGAACAAAUGAUAAGCACUGCUGAAGAUCUUUUAGGAGAAUAUGUUUGGGGAAUUUAUGAUUUGCUAGUUCUUCCGCCAUCUUUUCCAUAUGGUGGAAUGGAGAACCCAUGUUUAACAUUUCUAACUCCUACACUCUUGGCUGGUGAUAAGUCUUUAGCUGAUGUUGUUGCUCAUGAAAUAAGCCACAGUUGGACUGGAAAUUUGGUGACUAAUCGGAAUUUUGAGCAUUUUUGGUUAAAUGAAGGCUUCACAUGCUUUGUUGAAAAUAAAAUAGUAGGACGCAUGCAUGGAGAAAGUGCCAGACAUCUGCAUGCUCUUGAAGGAUGGGAACUUUUGGAAUAUGCUGUUGAAACUUAUGGUGAAAAAAAUCCAUUAACAAAGUUGGUUUUAGAUUUAAGAGGCAUUGAUCCUGAUGAUGCCUUUAGCUCCGUUCCAUAUGAAAAAGGUCACACUUUAUUAUUUUACCUUGAGACGCUUCUUGGUGGUGCAGAUGUGUUUGAUAAGUUUUUGAGAGCCUAUAUACAAGAGUAUAAAUACAAAUCCAUCGAUACAGACACAUGGAAGAUGUUCUUAUACAAGUAUUUUUCCAAUCAGAAAGAUGUCCUUGACAAGGUUGAUUGGAAUGCUUGGUUAUAUACACCUGGGAUGCCACCCGUGAAGCCUGAAUAUGACUGUUCUUUAGCCAAGAAAUGUAUGAACUUAGCUGGUUUAUGGACCCAAGCGAGUGCAGAGGACCUUGAUCAAUUCUCUGCCAAAGAUAUUGCUGAAUUUUCGUCAUAUCAACUACAAAAAUUUCUUUCUUUCCUUCUUCAAGAGGAAUCGUUUCCACUCAAUAAAAUUGAAAAACUGACUGAUGUGUAUGGCUUGAAGAAUACAAGAAACUCUGAAGUACAAUACAGGUGGAUUAGGUUAGGUUUAAAAGCUCAGUGGAAAGGAAUAAUUGAUUCAGCUCUCGAAUUUGUUACUACCAUUGGACGUAUGAAGUUUAUCAGACCAAUUUAUAGGGAUAUGUAUGCCUGGGAUGAAACUAGAGAAAAAGCAAUAUCUGUGUACUAUCAACAUCGAGAUGAAAUGAUGUAUCAAAGUGCUUCUGCAAUAGCUAAAGAUUUGCACAUUUCUGAGACAAAAACAGAACACUCUUAAUGAUUUUUGAAUAUAGACCUUAAUUCCAAAAACAUAGCUAAUUUAUUGUUGAAUUUUUAAAUUACCAUCAUAAGGUAUAUUUAUUGAUGAAUGUAACCACUGGAAGAGGGGAAAAAGCUAUGUCACAUUGUUUCAUUAUUUUAGAAUUGCUACAGCAUGUAAUUGAAACAGUAAAAACUGUUGCAAAAAUAUUAGCAUUCAUUGUUUUGUUAUUUUUAAAAAAUGUUUUCAGAAUUUAAUA